AUGAGUGGUAAUGAUAGUAAAAUAAAAGAAGCUAAAUCAUGUAUAGCAAAAGCUGAAGAGCAUUUAAAGACAUCUAUCAUAAAGAUGAAAUUUAAACCUGAUUAUGAUAUGGCUGCAAUUGAAUAUGAACGUGCUGCAAUUUGUUAUAAAAAUGCAAAUGAUUUAAAAAAUGCUAGAGAUUGUUAUUUAAAUGCAUCUAAAAAUCAUAAUUUAAAUAGAAAUUUUUUUCAUGAAGCUAAGGCAAAAGAAAACGCAGCAUCAAUAUGUAAGGAUUUGAAAGAAAAUUUAAUUGCUGCCAAGUAUAUUCAGGAGGCUUGUGAAAGUUAUGUUCUUUCUGGUAGUAUGGAUACAGCAUCAUUAACCAUUGAUAAAUGUGCAAAAUGGUUUGAAUACUCAGACCCGGAGACAGCUAUUACAAUGUAUGAAAAGGGUUUAGCAUUAGUCCAACAAACAGAUAGAAGUAAGAUGGCUGCUGAGUUUAUGAAUAGAUUGGCACAUUUAUAUAUUAGAAGUGAAAAAUAUGACAAAGCAAUUAAAAUUGUUAAUAGUGAAAUUGAUAAGUAUCUUGAAACAAAAGAUUUUCUUAAAGUUGGUCAACUAUCAUUAUCAUUAACUUUAUUAGGUCUGGCUAAGGAAGAUACAGUUGAGACCUCAAAAUUACUUAAUAGAUGUUUCCAAGCUGAGGGAUUUGAAUUGUCUCAAGAAGCUGCUUUAUGUGGUAGUAUACUAAAAGCAUACGAGGAUGGUGAUGAUGAUUUAUUUCAAAAGUUACUUCAAAAUGGUCUUAUUCGUUCAAUGGAUAAUGAAUAUUUAAGGUUGGUAAAAAAAAUUAAAGUACCAGAUGCUAAUGGUGUUGAAAGCAGUGGUAUUACAUUUGAGAAUGAGGAGGACCUUAAAUAA
Strongyloides ratti is the source of this 900-nucleotide messenger RNA. Its product is annotated as Gamma-soluble NSF attachment protein. NCBI's taxonomy places the organism in Eukaryota, Metazoa, Nematoda, Chromadorea, Rhabditida, Strongyloididae. Gene Ontology annotation, cellular component: SNARE complex; vacuolar membrane. Bases 1 to 900 code for a protein of 299 amino acids. Gene Ontology annotation, biological process: intracellular protein transport. The record is from RefSeq and is a predicted model, not a curated record. The transcript has a single exon. Gene Ontology annotation, molecular function: soluble NSF attachment protein activity; syntaxin binding.